This is a messenger RNA of Trametes versicolor FP-101664 SS1, 258 nucleotides long. RefSeq lists its product as uncharacterized. NCBI's taxonomy places the organism in Eukaryota, Fungi, Basidiomycota, Agaricomycetes, Polyporales, Polyporaceae. The record is from RefSeq and is a predicted model, not a curated record. The annotation marks the transcript as partial. The transcript has a single exon.
AUGGAUGGAGACUCGGAAUCGUCUGCCUCCCCCUCCCCCAUCGAACCCCACUCCCGUCGCUCCAGCAGCGAAAUCCCUCGCAAGCGCCGCUCAAAAGAUGGACCCAGCAUACUUGGCGGGUCCAUGCGCGACGUCGCCCGCGUCCUAGUGUCGCGCGAGCGCGAGACCAUGGACCUCAAGCGCACGCUCUACACCAUCACCGAGCAGCUCAAGGCCGAGCGACAGCGCGCGGACGCCGCGGAGCACAAGACGCGCGAG